Molecule: messenger RNA, 2055 nt
Organism: Hirundo rustica (Barn swallow)
Lineage: Eukaryota; Metazoa; Chordata; Aves; Passeriformes; Hirundinidae
Gene: RGS7
Product: regulator of G protein signaling 7
Exons: 17
Coding region: 162-1490 (442 amino acids)
Biological process (GO): G protein-coupled receptor signaling pathway; intracellular signal transduction; regulation of G protein-coupled receptor signaling pathway
Source: RefSeq, a predicted model, not a curated record
UGCGUGUGCGUGCGUGUGUGUGAUGAGCGAUCGCCGCGUCCCUCCGCCCGCUGCCGGCUGACACCCCCCGGAGCAGCAGGAGCAGGCGAGCAGCCGCGGCCGGCGCGCAGUGACCUUGGCCCAGGAGUGCAGCAUCCAAAAGCGGAUCAAAUUUGUGGGACAUGGCACAAGGAAACAAUUAUGGGCAAAGCAGCAAUGGGGUGGCUGAUGAAUCCCCAAACAUGCUGGUGUACAGAAAGAUGGAAGAUGUCAUAGCCCGCAUGCAAGAUGAGAAAAAUGGGAUUCCUAUUCGUACAGUGAAAAGUUUUCUUUCCAAGAUUCCCAGUGUCUUUUCUGGCUCAGAUAUUGUUCAAUGGUUAACGAAGAACUUAUCAAUAGAAGAUCCAGCUGUUUACCUCUGCAAGCGGACAAUGCAAAACAAAGCAAGGCUAGAACUAGCAGACUAUGAAGCUGAGAGUUUGGCCAGGCUACAGCGAGCUUUUGCUCGGAAGUGGGAGUUUAUUUUUAUGCAAGCUGAAGCACAAGCGAAGGUUGACAAGAAAAGAGACAAGAUAGAGAGGAAGAUUCUUGACAGUCAGGAGCGAGCAUUUUGGGAUGUGCACCGUCCGGUGCCUGGCUGUGUAAACACUACUGAAGUGGAUAUCAAAAAAUCUUCAAGAAUGAGAAAUCCACAUAAAACAAGAAAGUCUGUCUACGGCUUACAAAAUGACAUUCGAAGUCACAGCCCUACGCACACGCCUGCGCCAGAGACUAAGCCACCCACAGAAGAUGAACUACACCAAGAGAUUAAGCACUGGCAAAUGCAACUAGACAGACAUAGAUUAAAAAUGUCAAAAGUUGCAGAGAGUCUAUUAGCUUAUACAGAGCAGUAUUUGGAAUAUGAUCCUUUUCUUGUGCCCCCUGAUCCCUCAAACCCUUGGAUAUCAGAUGACACCACUUUCUGGGAACUGGAGGCAAGCAAAGAGCCAGGACAGCAGAGGGUGAAACGGUGGGGAUUUGGCAUGGAUGAAGCUUUGAAAGACCCUGUGGGAAGAGAGCAGUUUCUGAAGUUCUUGGAGUCAGAAUUCAGUUCAGAAAAUUUAAGGUUCUGGUUAGCAGUAGAAGACCUGAAGAAGAGGCCUAUCCGUGAAGUUCCUGCUCGCGUCCAAGAAAUCUGGCAAGAAUUUCUUGCUCCAGGUGCACCCAGUGCUAUCAACCUAGAUUCAAAAAGUUAUGACAAAACCACUCAUAAUGUGAAGGAACCUGGAAGAUACACAUUUGAAGAUGCUCAGGAGCACAUUUACAAACUGAUGAAAAGUGAUUCUUAUCCUCGUUUUAUACGAUCCAGUGCCUACCAGGAGCUGCUACAGGCCAAGAAAAAGUUGGAAAACACUCUGGAUCGUCGAACAUCUUUUGAGAAAUUCACACGCAAUGUGGGCAGAAACAUCCCUAUUUUUCCAUGCCAUAAAAACUGUACACCAACACUGAGGGCGAGCACUAACCUGUUAUGAAAAGAGGGGAAAUCGCUCACAUCAAAGAGGUUAACCAGUCUAGUGCAGUCCUACUAAAAGGAUCACCUUGUAGCAUGGAAGCAGACUCAAAUCAUUAUACAUACUUUGUAGCUCACUGAUUGCCUGACUCAGAGGACAGUAGAACAAGAUGUUGCAUGAGCAAGGACCUGACUUGUUUUCUUUUGUGUAUACUAAGGCAUUACAGACUCCGAGGGACUCUCUAGCCUUUCGAUGCCUCCAUUUCGAAAACUGUCUGCUCACUUCCUCCUUCAUAUCAAGCUGGAUCUGUGUCUUUUUAUUUUCCGCAAGCUCAAGUACAGUGAAAAAAAAGCUUCUGCUAGGCACAGUUUAUUAAAAAAAAUACGUCAGUCAAAAACUGGAAGAAAUGUAAAAAAUGCAUAUAUUAAUAAAUAUACAUAUGGCAUCACAUUUAUUGCACAAUAAAUUAGCACAGAAGGUUUCAUUUCACUGAUGUAUUCACAUUGAGAAAGAAAGCCUGUGUCUUUGUCUGUUGUCUGUAUAUUCUCUGUUAAUGUUUCUUGCAUUUAUUUUUAUACCAUAUUUA